AUGGCCGACGACAACAACAAUAAAUACCAACCUCCGCCAGGGCCGCCGCCGUCGUACCCUCCACAAGUCCACCACGAUGCCGGCCCUUACUAUCCACCGAACGGAACCAACGACCAGAACCGCGGGCCCAACAAUGGCUACUACCAACCGCCUCCGCCGCAGGGCUGGGGACCAGGCAGUCCAGGAGGCCCCUGGCCUCCGCAGGGCCAACAGCCGUACGGACCGCCCCAGCCGGGCAUGUAUUACCAACAGCCGCCUCCGCCGGUAGUAUACUAUGAAGACAGAAGAAAUGUUGACCCUGCCGCCGAAGGAUGCUGCGCUGCGCUAAUGGCUUCGCUGGCGUGCUGUUGUUGUUUGGACAUGUUGUUG
Capronia coronata CBS 617.96 is the source of this 369-nucleotide messenger RNA. RefSeq lists its product as uncharacterized. The transcript has a single exon. The coding region runs from base 77 to 268 and encodes 63 amino acids. The record is from RefSeq and is a predicted model, not a curated record. Lineage: Eukaryota; Fungi; Ascomycota; Eurotiomycetes; Chaetothyriales; Herpotrichiellaceae.